This is a messenger RNA of Gigantopelta aegis, 3923 nucleotides long. RefSeq names its product coiled-coil domain-containing protein 13-like. Gene Ontology annotation, cellular component: centriolar satellite. The record is from RefSeq and is a predicted model, not a curated record. Gene Ontology annotation, biological process: cytoplasmic microtubule organization; non-motile cilium assembly. NCBI's taxonomy places the organism in Eukaryota, Metazoa, Mollusca, Gastropoda, Neomphalida, Peltospiridae.
AACGAAGUAAACCGACACUGAACCAGUCAACAUAUUUUAGAGGAAGUUGACAUUGUUUCUAUGCGAAAUUUUUGAAUAGCGGAUUUUAUUGGUCUGUGCAUCAUAAAUCUGAGGACGAUUAUAUUUCUCAACAUGCGAGUAUGGAGUCAGCCAGCUUAAAGCAGCAGUUUGAGGUGUUGCAGGAGCAGCAGCAGAAAAAGUUGGAAAGACGUAAACAGAAGAAAGAUGAGAAGGAGAAAGAGACCACGACUAACGCAUCUGGAGCAUUCGGUGUCGACGAUGGACUCAAUUUGAAGCUCGCUGACACAUCCAGCAGCUAUUUGUCACAAGAACUGGUGGAUCAUCUCAACGAUCAAAUCAGGGAAACAAAAGAUGAAAAUGGUCGAUUAUACAAACUUUUAAGUGAAAGAGAUUUUGAAAUAAGAAACAUGAAGCGGAAAAGAGAAGAAGAGAAGUCUGCAUUAGGAGGCAUGCAUGUUACUAAUGAGACGGCAGCUACUAAGAUAAUCGAACUCUCUAAGAAAGUCCGAGAGUUGACGGCGGAACUGGAGAGUGAGAAGACAAGAGUUAAGCAGUCACAGAAGAAGUACUAUGAACUUCAACAACAAGUAGCUCAAAGCUCAAACUUGCAGUCGUCUGAUACCCGGUCUGUUCUGAGUUCUGCCGUCAGUUUACAGUCCAGAUUUGCUGAUGAGAAGAGCGACGAUGGGUCGGUGGAUGUGAAGUUGUUACAAGACAGACUUAAAUACUCGGAGUCGAAGCUGGCCGAAUACCGCAACCAGUGCCAGGCUCUCAAACAGGAGAUCAAAAUACAGAACAAGAUUCUGCAGAAGGAGCUAGGUGACAGCGUCAACGUUCAGUCUCUUCUCAGUACUAACAGUACGUGGCGAGGACGAGCCCAGCAGAUUCUUACUCUACAGAAUAAGGUAGAAGACCUGAAAGCCCAGCUGGAGGCUCAGCAGUCUAAAGAAGCCGCCUUCGAAGAUCAGUUCACGGGAAAGUCGUCGGCUCGACGCAAGACACAGGAUGAUAAGUACAAGGAGGAACUGAAGAAGUUGGAGAGAGAGAGGAAGGAGAACAAAGAGAGAGCUGCCGCUGAACUGAAAGCCUUAGAAGAAGAGCACGCAGCUUUAAAACAGAAAAUAGACGCUACGAAGGCAAGGAACCAGGUGUUAUCUAGUGAAAUGAAGAGUAUGAAACAGAGGAUGUCGACCCUGUUGGAGAAAGGACAGAAUGACGACGAACUUAUUCAAGCUUUGAUGAAACAGCAGAGUCAGCUGAAGCAGCUGCUGGAUGACAGCAACCACCGCCACGAGCAGCGUAUGUCGCAACAGCAGGAGGCGUUGAAGGAGUUCACCGUCAAACACCAGCACGACAACAACGUGGUCGAACAGCUCCGGCUCAUCGCCGCCGACCGCGAGGCACGCAUGAGGGAACUCGAGCUUGAGAUCGAACGGCUCAGAGCAAACUACUGGCAGAUGAGUGGAGAUUGCCAGGGGUCCCUGGAUACCCAGUUAGCACCGGGUGGUCAACCAGGACCUGUGAUAGAAGACACGACAGUCACUUUGUCAUCGGUAACUCCACCGGCUUCCAGACAGAGUGAGAGACCGCAGACAGUGAACAGUGUAAUAAACAGUGCCAGAUCAACCUCUCGUCAGUCCACCCGUCCAGAGUCUGUGAGAAAUGGUGUCCAUGGUGACAUGGUGUACCAGUGUCAGGAGUACCAGAUGAUGAUGCAGGCCGCACAGGUGGAACGGGAAAAACUGGCAGAGCUGGUGCAGAUUCUUCAGAAGAGAAAUAACGAGAUGACGCUCAAACUGACCCAGAUCCAAACAGAUCUCAUCCAGCAGAGACGGACCAACGUCAAUUUGGAGAAACAACUGGGCAAAUCAAAACUACAAGAUCCAAACUCUAAGUCAAAUUUAACUUCUAACAAUCGUGGCCGUAAAGCAUCCGGCAACACUACCAGCCAAGAUCCAGUUAUUCCUGUCAGUGAGGUGGAAGAUUCUCAAAAUGUCAACAUUCCUGAACUUCAAGCAAAUCUGGAGAUUCAGAAAGACGAGAACGAUGCUCUAAAGGCGGCUCUACACAGCACACUGCAAGCGAAGGACGAGGACCUGAGGCUGUACUCGGCCACCAUGGAGGAGACAAAGUCCGUGUUUUUGCAGGCGUUAAGACAGGUCAAACAGCGGGGUUCCCUAACGUCAUCAUAGCAACAAAAUGGUGGCAAAUGGGAAUACAUCAGAUUCUGCCUGGAUCAUCACUUGAUGUCACAGUACAACAGAACUUGAUAUCACAGUACAACAGAACUUGAUGUCACAGAACAACAGAACUUGAUGUCACAGUACAACAGAACUAUGUCACAGUACAACAGAAAUCAAUGUCACAGUACAACAGAAAUCAAUGUCACAGUACAACAGAACUCAAUGUCACAGUACAACAGAACUCAGUGUCUCGUUAUAAAGAUGAUUUAUGUUUUAUUUUCAGCAUCUUCAAGUGUCUUUCACAUAAAAAAAAAAAAAACAACAUUUUGAUACGAAUUAAAGCCUGUUUUUGCUGUACAUAUUAUUACAAUGCUUAAACAUGUACGUUUAACAUCACUGAUGUAUUUAUCUUAGUUUGACACCCAAUAGAUGAUGUAUUUUUCGUGCUGGGGUGUCGUUAAACAUUCAUUCAUUCAUUCAUUCAUGUGCGUUUGAGAAAAACAGGCUUUGUAAAUUCGACUUGAUGUUUUUGUUCACAGUAAGUAGUAUGUUAUACUAUUAAAUACUUCACCUCAAAAGCCAUCCAUUUAAUAUGUUACAGUUAAUGUAGUGGUCUCCAGCUAUAUAAUAUAUAUAUAUAUAUAUAACCAGUUUGGCAUAAUCCAGUUUUUAUUUGUUCAAGCAUUAAAUUUAUGACAUCAUAUACACGAUUGUAACAUAUUACGCAAAUUGAAAUGGAUUACCAGUAUAUUUUUAAUGGGUUACCUUUAAAGUUUAAUGGGUUACCUGUAAAGUUUUCAUGGGUUACCUGUAAAUUGAAAUGGGUUACCAGUAUAUUUUUAAUGGGUUACCUGUAAAGUUUUAAUGGGUUAUCUGUAAAGUUUUAAUGGGUUACCUGUAAAUUUUUAAUGGGUUAACUGUAAUCUACUUAGGUAUAACCGAUAGGUGGUUCAUGCAUUCAGUUCCAAGAGGCCAGUUUUAAUGCAUGAUUUAUUUUUGUUGUUUUAUUUCUGAGGCUGCCAUUUUUUUUAAACAGUCUCUUUCAAAACUGUCAGUGGGAGUUGUACAUAAACUGAGGUCUAAUACCCAUAGAUGCCAACCUUUACUGAUCAACACCUGUAAGACUGUGGACAGAAAUCCAUAAGAAAUUCAUAAGCGAGCUGCAAAAGGACGGGGAACUGAUGAUUUUAAAUUCAAGGCAACAUGAAAAUGAAAAUCAAGACUAUUAACAAGUACAAUUUUGAUUAGUGCACAUAUAUCCGCUAGGUGGCACCUCUCGUCCAAAAUAAAUAUGACAAAAUGGCCGUUUCCCGAUUCACGAAAGGACAAUGAAAAUCACGAAGGAUCACAAAGGAUGGCUUACUUAGAUGAUGAGGAGUCAUGUAAAAAUAAUAAUAAAAAAAAUUAAAACCUGAAAAUGUGUGUUACCCGUAAGGAAUUUGUUAUACGCCAGUAAGACUGUCAAAUGCUAAAAAAAUCUGUAAGUCUUACGGGUGAUCCGUAAGAGUUGACAUGUAUGCCAAUACCUGUACUAGUGUAGAAGACAAUAUUUGAAAAUCUUAGGUAACCUGUAGUCAGUCAGCAUGAUUUGUCCCUAUAGUCCGUCCCAUCAUUCUGUUAAAAAAAAUUUUGUAAAUAAUUUCAGUUUGGUUUGACAUAAGAAGAAAAGUAAAAUUGUUUUGGAAAUGACAAAGAAAUAAAAUUUGUGUGUGCAAUUUA